AUGGAGAGGCUCGAGGACAUCUUGUCAAAGAAGGAGGCAUGCGUGAAGCGCUCAGACCUCAAGGAGGAGAAAAAUGCGGAGAGGUUCAAAUUGUUGAUGGAGGCGACAGACAAAAAGUUCAAGCUCGAAGAGAGGAGGACCAUGAUCAAAGAGAGGAAAGCCGCGCUCAAGGAAAAGAAAAUGAUCAUGCAAUCUGUCUGCUACCAGAUGUUGCAGUGGCAGAAAAAUGAGUUGAUAGCGGCGGACAAUGAGGCGGAGGUGGACGCGGACGCGGAGGAGAAUGUUGAUAGUGUGCACAAUGAUGGCGUGGAUGCAGUGAAGGAGGAUGUUGGUUCGGAGAAGAAGGGCUCCUUGAAUGAUGACAGGAAGGAGGAUGUUGAUAGUAGAAUGAAUGAGGCCGCAUUAAGUGAUGGGGAUGGAGCAAAGGACGGUGUUGAUACAGGGAAGAUUGGCCCUCCAAGUAAUAACAAUGAUGGAGAGGUUCAUGUGCAAGGGAGUGGUGCAGGAACUGCUGAAAAGGAAGGUGCUAUUGGCACUAAACAGGAGCAUCCUAAGAGUGCAGAUGAUAUGAGGGGCACUUGUAAUGUCAGACUAGAAAACAAUUCAUCAAAGGAAGAAGCUGCUACAGAGAAUAAGGAGGAGCAUACUGACGGUGUUGUUGACUCUCGAGAUGAUAUUGGUAACUUGGGAAACAAUUUAAUGGACUCAUCAAAGGUGUACUCGUGCACUCAUGACAUCUGGACAUCGCGAUAG
Molecule: messenger RNA, 753 nt
Organism: Triticum turgidum subsp. durum (durum wheat)
Lineage: Eukaryota; Viridiplantae; Streptophyta; Magnoliopsida; Poales; Poaceae
Source: the annotation of a GenBank genome assembly